AUUAUUAUCAUCAUCAUCUGUUACGUUAAUGGUUACUCACUACGAAGGGCACGUGAUAGUUUGCGAAGGAAUAUUGACGAUAAUAACGAACUUUCACAGACUACUUUUAAUCUAUCGUCACUGAAACUUCUCAUUCCACGAAAUAAUCUAGGCGCCAAAGCAUCGACGUUUGGGUUAAUACGACCGUGUGACAUUGAAAAGAAUUCCAAUAGAAUGUGGAAGCUUCAACGAACUUGUAACUGACAGUAUCAUUGUAAGUAAUUGAGGAUCGCGACAGCGGAAGAUAGGCCUAAAAACCAAAAAAAAAAAAAAAAAAAAACUGUGUACACUAACUACACGUCUGAAUUGGAUUAUGAGGGAAUCUGUAAUGUUCAACUGGACUGCUAGUCUCCUAUUGGUGAUUUUUAUCUUCUGUAGGGAGAAAGACGCUGAGCUUUUUGUAACAUUUCACGUUUUACAGCAAUGUACUGUGCCCGACAGCUGAUUUUCUCUACUCUCUUCGCUAAACCGGGAACUGCUCAACUUGUUAAAUUAACUUGUAGAUACUUUUCGAAAUGCACGACAAUAUUGUGUCAUACGAAAAGGUACGUAUCGAGACCAUAUAGUACUGAACCAAAGUAACGAGCUAAAAGCCACAGAACAUCUUGAUUGUGGCUAGAAUAGUGCAUGUAAACUCAUUUACAACCACUGUGAAUGUCAUCGGUCUGGAACAUCUUUUCAGAUUUCCGACGCGUAAAAAUUUAACCCACUGAAGUAUAGGAUUUCAUCUCUCAUAACAUUAUAAAGUACAGUUUCUUGACUUUUCUGUUAGGCCGUUUAUUGUUCCCGCUGUACCAUUCAUUUGCAUGUGAUUUAUCCAGACAUCGUUGAAAUUCCAAGCCACAGCCAGUAUAGACGCUCUGGUGUUUACCGUCAGCAAUGUGCUCUGUUUACUGAUACACAUUAUCACACAACAGAUAACUUUGACGUGGAAGUAGGCUCGUGACUUGAGUGAUAGCACGUUAACAGAGCGUCCGAAGCAGUCGACACAAAAGGAAAAUGCAGCCGGUCAAUUUACCAUACACUGUGAAAGCAGAAGAAUCACUAACUGUGCUGAACUAUGAUGGUAUUGUUUAUGUGUCAGGUGCCAAAUGUGGAAGUGAAAAACACCCAGACAGUUUAAGAACAUCCUUGCAAAGGCUUGCCAAGAUUGAUGCUGCUGCAGAAACAAAAGUUUCUGUUCUAGAGGUGGAACUGCCAGCAGCUCGCCUUGUAUAUUCCCCUGUCGGACCACUUAAUGCUGAUUAUGAUGAUGUUAGGAGCUAUGAGGAUGCUGCAGAAAAAGGCAUAAAGAGAGCCCUGGAAGCUGGAGUAAAGGAACCUCUGCUUCUCCUACCUCAGGCAGAAAAAUCAGUACAACUUGUUACAUUGCUUGGGGCACUGAAAGCAUUAUAUGUGCCUCUUCAGCUACGUGAAGAUGUGCCCAGUAAAAGCAGUAAGGUCAAAAAUAUUGGAGUAGUUGGUAGCUGUGACCUGCAUGAAGUCAUUAAGAAUGCUGUUGCCAUCGAAAGUGGGAGGUGGACUGCUAGAGACAUUGGUGGUGGAGAUCCGGAGCGUAUGGCUGCACCACGAGUAGAGGAGUAUGUGCGCAAGCUGUUCGAAGGAAAUACACAGAUACGUAUUGAGACAGUGAGUGAUGAAAGUGUUCUGUGUCAAGAGUAUCCACUGUUUGCCGCUGUCAAUAGAGCAGCAAGUGUAAUAGAGAGACACAAGGGCCGCAUUAUUUACUUGACAUACGAUUCAGGGGAUACUAUUAGUCAAACCCUGCUCUUGGUGGGUAAAGGAAUAACCUAUGACACAGGUGGUGCUGAUAUUAAAGCUGGAGGAAUUAUGGCAGGAAUGUCUAGAGAUAAGUGUGGAGCAGCUGCUGUUGCUGGAUUUAUGCAGGUUGCAGCACUGUUGAAACCUAAAUCUACAAAGAUUGUUGGAGCACUCUGCCUUGCACGAAAUAGUGUUGGUGAGAACUGUUAUGUAGCUGAUGAGGUUAUAACAUCCCGGAGCAAAGUUAGAUUACGUGUCGGCAAUACUGAUGCUGAGGGACGUAUGGUGAUGGCAGAUGUUUUAUGUAGGAUGAGAGAAAUAGCUAUGAAUGAAGUGAAUCCACAUCUCUUCACAAUAGCAACUCUUACUGGGCAUGCUGUUCUGACAUAUGGAGAAAAUUACACGGUUCUGGUGGAUAAUGGACCUGCCAGGGAAGAACAGUCAGCCCAGAAACUGCAAGCUGUAUCGGAAUCUGUUGGUGAUAUGAUUGAAAUCAGCACUGUUCGACGGGAGGACUUUGAAUUCAUUAAAGAUAAAGCUGAAGUGGCUGAUGUGCUCCAAAGCAACAAUGAACCCUCAUCACGGACUCCAAGGGGGCAUCAGUUUCCAGCAGCCUUUCUUCUGAGAGUGUCAGGACUUGAUAAAAAUGGAAUUGGGUCUGCCAAGCCAAUGAAGUAUACCCAUGUCGACAUUGCAGGUUCUUCUGGUUCACUGCCAAAUGAACCGACAGGAUGUCCAGUAGUUGGAUUCUCUACAUAUUUUCUUCUUCCUCAUGUUAACUAAAGAUAUUGUAUUUAUAUCUCAUGAUCUCAGUAUGUAACGGUCGGGUGCUUAAUAAUAUAUCAAAGAACUGUACUUACUCUUUUACUUGUUGUUUUAUAUACAAAAUGUACUUAUGUUGUUGUUAUGCCAAUUUAAUGGGCUAUUUCUGAAUAAAAAGUAUAUAAAUAAAUAAAUAAAUAAAUAAAUAAAUACAACUGUUGUAUUCUACACAACAAGCUCUAGUUUCCUAUCAAAAUUAAGACACACUCGCUUUAAGGUUGUAAGCCUGUAUGUGAUACAGUUUUCUAUAUUGUGUAUGCAUUUUUAAUUUUUGUAACCUAUCAUUACACAUUCAACAAAAUUAGAAAUGUUUACUACAUUUCAGUGUAGUAAGUUCUCAUAAUUGUAAUAACAAUAUGACUCAAAUUACCUUGUGCCCCUUCUCCUACUCUCCAUCUGAAGUUUUGUGUUGUAUCUAGGAUACCAUUAAAAUGUGUGGCAGAUUGUGCUACUUUUCUUUGAACAUUUGUCAGUUAUAUAGAGCCAUUCUGAACAUAUCAAGAAUUGCUAGGUAGUUGAAUUCUGGUGCACUUCUAAGAAAUACAUGCUUUUUUAUUUAUUUUUUA
Schistocerca gregaria is the source of this 3188-nucleotide messenger RNA. RefSeq names its product putative aminopeptidase W07G4.4 (gene Dip-B). Gene Ontology annotation, cellular component: cytoplasm. The coding region runs from base 1039 to 2583 and encodes 514 amino acids. The transcript has 12 exons. The record is from RefSeq and is a predicted model, not a curated record. Lineage: Eukaryota; Metazoa; Arthropoda; Insecta; Orthoptera; Acrididae. Gene Ontology annotation, biological process: proteolysis. Gene Ontology annotation, molecular function: metalloaminopeptidase activity; manganese ion binding.